UUUGGCGCCAAAUUUUCUUCAGAGCUUUGCCUCUCACUCAUUGGAAACAUUGCCGCAGCUUCAUGGGUGAAAAAAUGCCGCUGCCGGCACCGCCGUGUUUAUCUCUUCACUCCAAUUUCUUUUCCUCUCUUAAGCAGGUCGAAAAGCGCCUCAAAUUAGAUCAUUCAUCGCAACGAGACGUUCUUCAUCCACCACCGCCAUUGCCAGUACGAACCAAUUCUUCUUCAACUGAAGAAGACUCACUGAGCACUCCCAUGUACCUUCAUUUCCCCCAAACCAACACAAGCUCCACCCUACAAGAAAGCAGCCAAGCGCCACUCGAAUUCCUCUCAAGUUCCUCCCAAUCUCCACCAUCUCAUCCGAAAUCAGAAUCGAAUCCUCCAAAACCCAUCGAUCGUGGUCAAAAUCGGGAUGUAGACGACAUUCAACGGCUAAUUCAACUCCUAGGGUUAGAAGAUUCGUGUGACGAAAAGGAAUUCGGAGCUAAGAAUGGCUGUAAUGGCUGUGAGGGAUGUGAAAGCGGGUUUUACAGUAAGAUCGUUGGCUUAAAAGGCCCCAAAUGUAGAAAGGAGGUAGAGAGGCUAAAUGGAUGGAUUGAGUUCUUUAGUAAUGGUGGUGAUGAAGAAGACAGGUUAGAGCCUCUUAGACUGGCGUAUUUGCUGUUGGGGAAAGCUGUUUUUGCUUCUAAUGACGAUGAUGGAUGUUUGGAAGGAUUGGAAUUCCCUUCAACUGUAGAGGAUUUCUUGCUGAAUGAUCCUCCUGCAUUAUAGUGUUCAAUGGCGAAGACCUAGACUCCUGGCUGUUUCGUGGCAAUUGGUACUUCCAGAUUCAUAAGCUAAUAGACUCCGAAAAAAUGACGGUUGCGACGAUCAGCUUCGACGGACCAGCUUUGAAUUGGUAUAGAGCCCAAGAAGAGCGGGAGAAAUUCACGGGAUGGUCGAACCUAAAGGAAAGAUUAUUGGUGCGAUUUCGAUCAGCAAGGGAGGGAUCGAUAUGCGGCCAAUUCCUGAGGAUCAGAUAAGAAACCACAGUAGAAGAGUAUUGGAACCUGUUUGACAAACUAAUGGCGCCAUUAUCAGGCCUGGAAGAUCAAGUGGUUGAACAGACCUUCCUAAAUGGGUUGUUACCAUGGAUCAAGGCAGAAGUUGAAUUCGGCCGGCCGAUUGGUUUAGCCUAAAUGAUGCAAUUAGCGCAACUCGUGGAGAAUCGGGAGAUCAUUUGUAAUGUGGCCAAUAUCAAAGGAUACGCAAGAGGUAAUUCCUACUACUCCAAUCUUUUUAAAUCCAAUCUGGGGCGGGAAUGAGUAAUAAUGAGAACAAAGGUAAUAACACGUGGCCUAUGAGAACAACCACACGGAGAGAAGUGGGGACUGGAGAGGUAAAAAAAUAAGGGCCAUCAAAGAGGUUGAGUGAUGCGGAGUUCCAAACCAGGAAGGAGAAAGACCUAUGCUGAUGGAACUCCAAUUGGUAAUUAAGUAAGAAAUCUCUUAUUAAUCCGUAUCUAGAAAUGAAUACAAGGAUUCAAAUUGAUAAUCCCUCAAUUCGGAAAACUCUCCCUAUUAUGCCUUCCUCUCUCUCAAGGAAUUGCAAGGAUAUCUCAAACCACUUUCUAAAUAACUUUCUCUCUUCCUAACGUUUCUCUACUUAUACUUAUAGACUUACAAAAUGACAACUCAUUAUUUACUCAUACUAACAAACUUACAAAACGACAGCUAAUCACUUUUAAUUUCCGUUUUCUUCACUCGUGUGAACUGUUGUGGUCCCCUCCCCUUUCUUCUCGUUCCUUCUACUAUACUUAUGUAUAAUUGGUGGUCUAUCAUAUGCUUUCACGGUAAUGAAAAAUUUUCCCAUGGCCACAAGUGUAAGGUGAGGGAGCAAAGAGAACUCAGAAUGUUUGUAGUCAAAAGCGAUGAUGAAGAAUGGGAGAUUCUGGAAGACUUGGGGGAUACAAAAAAGGAGCUGAACAUGGUAGAAGUGGUAGAAGAUGACCAGACGGUCAUAGAACUAUCCAUCAACUCGGUUGUGGGGUUAUCUAACCCGGGCACUAUGAAGGUCAAGGGAAAAAUUAAAGAAAGAGAAGUAGUGAUCCUGAUUGACUGUAGGGCUACCCACAACUUCAUUUCUACUAACGUGGUAGAGGAAUUGCAGCUUACAACCAAAGAUACCUCACACUAUGGAGUCAUUUUGGGAUCCGACACAACAGUGAAAGGUAAGGGAGCCUGUGAGGCAGUGGAAGGUGAAAUUGAGCAGAUGGAAGAUAGUGGCCAAUUUCUUACUGUUGGAGCUAGGAGGAGUAGAGGUCGUAUCGGGGAUGCAAUGGUUAUACUCGUUAGGCAUCAUUGAAGUGGACUGGAGAAAUUUAACUUUGACAUUCACCCAUCAAGGUAAAAUGGUAAUCAUCAAGGAGACCCCAGCUUAACUAAGUUAAGAAUCAACUUGAAGAAAAUGAUGAAAACAUGGGAUAGUUCCAAUCAAGGAUUCUUGAUCGAAUGCCGCGCCAUGGAAAGAAGGCUAAUAACAAAGAAGAAGAUGAUCUUGAAGAAGUAGUAACAGUGGAAGAAUCGGUAGCUAUAGUCCUGAAGAAAUAUGAAGAUGUGCUCACAUGGCUUGAGAAACUACCACCAAGAAGAGAAAUUGAGCACCACAUCCAUAAAAAAAAGACACUGACCCAUUUAAUGUAAGGCCAUACCGCUAUGCAUACCAACAGAAGACUGAGAUAGAGAAGCUUGUGGAGGAGAUGUUAACUUUAGGGGUAAUAGGACCAAGCAAUAGCCCGUAUUCUAGCCUAGUACUAUUAGUAAGAAAGAAAGAUGGGAGCUGGCAAUUCUGCGUUGACUAUAGAGCACUGAAUAACGUAAUUGUUCGUGAUAUAUAAUUAAAUUUACUUUCAACCACAAGCUUAAGCUUUUGGAUGAAUUGGUGGUUUAAUAGUAACAAUACCGGACAAGUUUCCCAUUCCCGUCAUUGAAGAAUUGUUUGAUGAAUUGAAUGGAGCAUCGUGGUUCUCGAAAAUCAAUCUGAAGGAGAGAUACCAACAAAUCUGUAUGUGUGAAGAAGAUAUUGAAAAAACAGCCUUCUUUACCCAUGAAGGCCACUAUGAAUUCAUGGUUAUGCCGUUUGGAUUAACCAACGCACCAUCAACCUUCCAGUCCCUGGUGAAUUCAAUAUUUAAACCGUACUUGAGGAGAUUCGUAUUGGUGUUUUUUUGACGAUAUCUUGAUCUAAAGUAGGGACUUAGAAACACACCUACGACACUUCUCUGAUACCAAUAUGAUGGAAACCGUAUGUAUUAAGAAAUGAUCUUUAUUGAUAGUAACUGCUCAUCCUCAUUACACAUAUGAAUUCUACCCUCCUGAAUCUUAUCUCUCAAAGAUGUCAGAAGUCUUCCUCUCUGUUUUAUUACAAAACUCUCUUCCUCUUUCUUUCUUAGCUUCUUUCUUUUAUUACCGUAGCAUUAACGGUUUUAACUAACUUUCACACUUUCUGUUUAACUGUUAUAGUGUAAUAAUAACAGUUAAACUGUUUCAGUCUAACUACUAACUUUCUUUCUUCUACUAUAUUGGUAUGUUAUGGGGGGUCUUUCACAACGAUAUCCCCAGUUUCACCUUGAGAACAAGAUGAAUUUGGAGGAGUGUAAUGAUAGACCCCCUAUCAUACACCAAUAUAGUGGAAGAAAGAAGAGUUAGUUAGGCUGUUAGUCAAGUCGUUAGUCAGGUAGUUGAGAAAUUAGUUAAUACUAUUAGUAUAAAUAAAUGCUAAGAAAGAGGGAAGGGUGUGGAAUUUGUAAGUGAGGUAGAGAGAUAGGCUUUUGCACAUCUUUGGAAGACAAGAUAACAGGAGAGUGAGUUCCGAAUUGAGACAUUCUCAAUUCGGCUAUUGAUUCCUUUGUGUAAGAACAGUUACUAAAUACUAUCAAUAAAGUUUACCUUAAUAUCAAGUACGGAUUCCAUCAUAUUCUCAAAUGAGUUUCAAGAGAUAUUUGUAGUGAUUUUUCUUUAAAAUGGUUGGUUUAUCUCUCGCUGGUCACAGGGUUUGUAGUGAUAUAAUCCUUGAGUUGCUCUUCUAUUCGCCCUUUCAUGAGAAUGAUCAUUUUUUCUGGCU
Cucumis sativus (cucumber) is the source of this 4100-nucleotide messenger RNA. RefSeq lists its product as uncharacterized. Lineage: Eukaryota; Viridiplantae; Streptophyta; Magnoliopsida; Cucurbitales; Cucurbitaceae. Bases 63 to 770 code for a protein of 235 amino acids. The transcript has 3 exons. The record is from RefSeq and is a predicted model, not a curated record.